Rubroshorea leprosula is the source of this 3980-nucleotide messenger RNA. NCBI's taxonomy places the organism in Eukaryota, Viridiplantae, Streptophyta, Magnoliopsida, Malvales, Dipterocarpaceae. The record is from the annotation of a GenBank genome assembly.
CAGAGAUGAAACAAAAACAAAGGAACUAGAGCAAAAUCAUGAGAUGAAGGAAAGCCGCCAGGAAAAAUUGGGAAAAGGCUGAAACCUAGUGGGUAGGAUGGUCACGAGGAAGGACGUAAUCUCAUCCCCGACUACACUGCCGGUAAGAAUAAUCCACAAAAGCCACGUCUACCCUCUAAUCUCUUCUUUCCUUCAUUCUUCACAGUGACGUUGAGAGAAGCUAAUAAUUGCUCCCCCGUAUUCCCUUUUCAAUUUUUGUUUUUUCUUUUUGGGUCUCUGUAUGUCCCCAAUACACAAUAAAGAAGGGCGGAGUCCCGGCGUGGAGCACAGAGACAGAACCUUCUCUUCGGAUUUUGAUGUUUGAAAACUAGGGAAAAAUAGUUGGUGCUUUUCUCUCCAUCCAUAGCCAGCUCAAAUCCACUCAAAAGUGGAAUCUAAGUCUUAUUAUUUAACUUUGCUUCCACCCCAUCUAAUCAAAGUUUUUCCCUUCUACAAGCUCUAAUAUGAGAUUCAGUUCUCAAAGAAUCUGGUUAUGCUUUUUAUUUUUUGCCCUACAUUUUUCAUUGAAGUUUGACUUGCUGUGGUCUUUCUGCAAUCUAUACUUACCUGUCGGGUGUUAAGAUUGACGCCAUCUUUACUUAUCUUUGACGGCCCCUCUAUGUUCUAUUGGGAAGCUGUUGCUCUUUCCCCUUUUAUCUACAGCUCAACUAAGAUUCGUUGUUGUAGUGAUUUGUUUCCAUUGGUUCUGAGUCCAAUUUAUUUGGUCUAGUAGCUCCCUGUUAUGAUAGAAAGGGGAAUUAGACUAUGAAAAUUAUCAUGACCACAUUCUCAAGUUUGUGUAGUUAUUGUCUUCCUGCCCUCUCCAUGUUCCACCCCAUAGAUACUUAUUUAAAUCCACCAUAAACAAAAGCCAUUUUUGUUUGAGCAGCCAUCCUUUUCUUGCAAGUAGUUGUCUGAGGGACAAGUUGAACCGUGCUGCAAACUUUUGGUUAUGUGGUUUGUAAAUACCAACCUAACUUUCUAGAAAUGGAAGUUUGGGGUUUUUGUUAAAAUCUCCCUUAUUUUAAGUCAUGAACUGAAGUGAAACUGAAUACCUGCUAAAUCUUGUCAAUUUAGUGCAGGGGAAAGUAAAUGCUGGAAGAUUAUGAGGUGAGUGUAGAAUGCUAGAGUUGGUGGUCCAAGGUGAUGGUUCUUCAAUGUUUGAUUGAUUCUAAGAUGUGCCUUGCUCCUACUGGGCUUUGCUUCCAUACUGUUAAAUUUCUCUUUUUACCACCUGUAUUUUUAGCAACUAUUCCAAUGCAGUGAUUACACAGACCUUAUUUUGCUUAAGCGUGGUUUUAUUAUCAUGUGUAAUUCAUAUACUUUACAUUUUUAAUUUAGGACUUGGUUAUUUUGCAGAGAUGGAAGUAACUCAUAAGCUAAUCAGAGAUUUUAUGUUUUGUGGAAUUGAUCACUGGGGUUGAUGUUGUUAAAGAUGGAGCUGUUACUUUCUGUUCUGUUACUGGUUUGCUUGUUCUCAUUUGUGUUGCCUGAUGCUCAAGGAGAUGCACUAUAUGCAUUGAGGACUUCAUUGAAUGCGUCAGCCAAUCAGUUGACAGAUUGGAAUCAAAAUCAAGUUAACCCAUGCACUUGGUCAAAUGUUAUUUGUGAUGGUAACAAUUAUGUAAAAUCUGUAACAUUAUCAUCCAUGAACUUUUCUGGAACCUUGUCCCCUAGAAUAGGAAUUCUGAAGACUCUUACAACACUUACACUGAAAGGAAGUGGUAUAACUGGUGGGAUACCAGAAGAGUUUGGAAACUUGUCAAGUUUGACCAGCUUGGAUUUGGAAAAUAAUCAUUUAAGUGGUGAAAUACCCCUUUCCCUUGGCAAACUUCAAAAGCUUCAGUUCUUGACAUUAAGUCAAAACAAUCUUACUGGGGCAAUCCCUCAGUCACUUUCUGGUCUCCCAAACUUGAUCAAUCUCCAGCUUGAUUCAAAUGGUCUUAGUGGUCAAAUUCCUGAUCAUCUUUUCCAAAUUCCACAAUACAAUUUCACAGGAAACAGCUUAAAUUGUGUUGAAAAUUCUUUACACCCCUGUGUAUCUGUGAAUGAUUCAGGUGGUUCUCGAAAGCCCAGGAUUGGAAUUAUUGUGGGAACUGUUGGACUUGUAAUUCUUGUUCUUUUGGGUAGCUUACUAUUCUUCCUGUGGAGGGGUAGACGGAAAGGCUACAAACGCGAAGUAUUUGUGGAUGUUGCUGGUGAAGUUGACAGAAGAAUUACUUUUGGUCAACUGAAAAGGUUUGCAUGGAGGGAAUUACAGUUGGCCACAGAGAGUUUCAGUGAAAAGAAUAUCCUUGGACAGGGUGGUUUUGGAAAGGUUUAUAAAGGAGUUCUUGCUGAUAACACAAAAGUAGCUGUUAAACGAUUAACUGAUUUUGAAAGUCCUGGUGGAGAUGCAGCUUUCCAACGCGAAGUUGAGAUGAUAAGUGUAGCUGUUCAUAAGAAUCUGUUACGGCUGAUUGGCUUUUGCACGACACCAACAGAACGCCUUUUGGUCUAUCCAUUUAUGCAGAAUUUAAGUGUAGCCUAUCGUUUACGAGAACUCAAACCUGGUGAAGCUAUUUUGGAUUGGCCUACAAGAAAAAGAAUAGCCUUAGGUGCAGCACGUGGGCUAGAAUACCUGCAUGAACAUUGCAAUCCUAAGAUCAUCCAUCGGGAUGUGAAGGCAGCUAAUGUAUUGUUGGAUGAAGACUUUGAAGCAGUUGUUGGUGACUUUGGCCUAGCAAAGUUGGUGGAUGUGAGACGGACUAAUGUGACAACCCAAGUUCGUGGGACAAUGGGCCAUAUAGCACCUGAAUACUUGUCCACUGGAAACAGAAAAAAGAGAAACCAUAAUGUUGAUCUCAUGGUCCCCCUCUCUGUUUUUCCUCCUCUUCCUUCUAAUCCUUUCCAUGCUUCUUCUCAUGAACAAGAAGAAAAGCGGGAGAAUGGGUUUCAAGCUCCCUCCAAGCCCUCCAAAACUCCCUAUCAUAGCAUAAAGGCUCUGGUGGUUUCUUCAGCUGAGGCAGCAAGAGAUGUCCUCAAAACUCAUGACCUCGAUUGCUGCAGCCGGCCAUCUUCCCCUGGACCAAAGAGGCUCUCUUACAACCACCUAGACAUAGCAUUUGGGCCUUAUGGGGAUCACUGGAAGAAGAUGAGGGCGCUUUUCAUUUCCGAGCUUGUGAGCAUGAAGAGAGUAAAAUCCUUUGCUUAUGCAAGAGAGGCUGAGGUUGAUAAAUUGAUCAACACCCUAUCACAAAAUUCCCACACGCCGGUCAAUCUCAACGAGAAGCUAUAUGGCCUAGCAGAUGGUGUCAUCGGCACUGUGGCCUUUGGUAAGAUAUACGGAGCAAAUCAAUUCAAGAGUGAGGAAUUUCAUUAUCUUCUUGAUGAGGCCAUGGAAAUGUUUGCUGGCUUUGCUGCGGAGGACUUUUUUCCAUCAGUGGGAAGGCUUGUGGAUGUUUUGACAGGACUCAAAGCUAGGCGCGAGAAGAGCUUCAGGGAGCUCGACGCUUUCUUCGAAUCAGUGGUUGAGCAGCAUCUUGAUCCUACCAGGCCUAAACCCGAACACGAAAAUCUUGUUGAUGUCCUAAUUAACUUGCUGAAGAAGCAAAGUGCCAGUUUCAGUUUCACAAAAGACCAUGUUAAGGCAAUACUCCUGGUAUACUGUUUCUGCUUUCUCCCUUUGAAUUAAUAUCUCCAAGUUCUUUCUUUUCAUGUAGAUACAGUCCAAAUCUUCACUGAUGUCUCUAGAUAUUCAACCCUUUUGCCCUGUUUCAUCCUUAGUAAUAAGAUUUUUAAUUCUUUUAAUUUACUUUUCAGGAUACAUUCCUUGGUGGGAUAAAUACUAGUUCAGUUACCAUAUUAUGGGCAAUGUCAGAGCUGAUCAAGAAUCCAAGAGCCAUGAAGAAGGUACAAAUUGAAAUUAGGAGUUCUGUUGGAAAGAAAGGAAAGGUGGAGGC